Fusarium venenatum is the source of this 1278-nucleotide messenger RNA. RefSeq lists its product as uncharacterized. Lineage: Eukaryota; Fungi; Ascomycota; Sordariomycetes; Hypocreales; Nectriaceae. The record is from RefSeq and is a predicted model, not a curated record.
AUGUCAUCCCUCGAUUCAAUCUGCGUUGGCAUCGAGCUGGAGUUCAUGGUUGCACUGCAGAUUGCAGACUCCAAUGCUGUGGCUGGCGAGACUCGAUGGGCCUGUCCUUCCUCUCCGGAAGCCUAUAUGGGCCUCGUGAUGGGAGACUACACAAAGAUUAAGCCCCCAGUCAUUCACAAGGUAUGCGACACGAUCGCCAGUACCGGUGUUGCCGUCUCGUGCAACGUGUAUCAGCCUGAGUCCUCAGACCCUGCCCAGCUCCCUGGUACGUCAGUUAUUCCGCUCACUGAUAGUAGCGGACAUGUUCAAGUGUGGAAUAAGGAGGCGGCUACGGACAUGGCUGGACUAGUCCAAAAGACCAACACUUGGUUCGUCAUUCCCGAGAUCCAUAUUACCAAAGACUGCGUUAGUAAGUCUGGAAAGACACCCUCUGACAGAUACGACUGGUUCGGAACUGAACUCAACAGUCCGAUUCUCAUCCGUGCUGAAGAGUUCAGCCAGGGGCUGCCUACCCUUCGUAAGUGCCUCAAAGCAGUGCAGGAGAACAUGGUAGUCGGACUAAAUUCUGGCUGCGGAUUGCAUCUCCAUGUCAACGAUGCUGGCAGCAUGAAGCUCACCACGGCCCUGCGCGUCACUACCCUGGUUUGGUUGCUCGAGGACACUCUUCUGUAUCCCUUGUGCCAUCCAUUCCGCUCCUCUUCCCCUUACUCAGCACGCAUCAGCACAGAGUCUAAAAUCGCCAGGGAAGCUGGUGAGCCUCCGUUAUGGCCCGAGAAUGAGAUACUUAUCUACGCCCUCCACGAAACCAUGGUACAGCUCAGCUGGCGUAAGAAGGUCGACAAGAGCCUUCUUGGGGCCAUGAAACGUUUAUGGUCCGAGCCCAACCUUGCCAGUCUCGGGGUAGCACUCCGCAAGUUCGACGAAGGCAUGGAGCACACAACGACCCGAUGUGCGCUGGUGGUGUCCAAGUACAACACGCUCGAGUUUCGAUACCCUGAGUCCACGUUUGACGUUGACUUCGUCGCUGGCUGGGCUGACUUGGUGCGACAUUUGUAUGCGGUUGCAAUGAAGCCUCAGGCCGAGUUCAAUCAGAUCAUCUGUCGCGUGUACGAGCUCGUGACUCGGGAUCAGGUGCCCGGAUGGUCAGCGAUGAUGGGGGCGAUUGGGUUCCGGACAGACAUCAGCCGCUGGCAGCGACAUCUGGACGCGUACCAAGGUAACCUGAGUGAUCUUGAUAAGCAGGGUAUUCUCCCACAGUCAGGAGUCAUUGGGCUGUAA